ACUUGGUAUGGUUGGAAGUCAUGUGGGAUCACCUGUGAAAUAGGAAGCCAUUUGAAGGGAGUCUUUGUUCAUUACAAGAAUUAUAACUAUGGAGAACAUCCCAGAUGAUUCUACAGAUAAGUAUAAAAAGGAUUUAUCAGAGCAGCAAUCAAAACCUCACAAACCUGCAGUUUCAUUGACUGACAUUCCAGAGGAAAGAAAUGGCCAAGACCUUGAGCAUAGUCUCAAUGAAGAGAAAAUAAAAGAUGAAAGUAGAAAUCUAAUUGAUAAAGACAACACAAGGUCCAAGGGAGAUAACUUAACAAGGAGUACAGAGAUAAUAUCCAUUGAACCUGUCGAAAAAGAAAUGGAAUGUCUUCCUUCUUCAAAAAAUGAAAAUGAUAUGGAGACAAGUGAGAUUAUCAGCAAGAACAGCGGUCCACAUGUUGCCUUAUUUUCUGUGAUUUGCAUCCCUGCAGCCUUUGUAGCCUCACUCUGUGUGGCGUUCUACUAUGGAGCUUCAUCAUGGUACAAUUUGUAUCUCUACUUCAGUGAAGAAAAAACCAUUUGGCACAAGGUUACAAUUUGUCCUGUUUUGAUAUUAACAUUUCCAUUUACUGUGGGUUUGUCUUCCAUUGGCGUUGCUGUUUUUGCAGCCUUUGUACAGCUUUCUUGGUUCUAUCUGAGCUGGCAUGCAGAGUUUUUGGACUUUGAAAAAGGUUUUUAUGGCUGGUUGUGCAAUAAGAUGGGGCUGCCACAGUGUUGUCCUUAUGAGUUGAUUAUUCUUAACAACGAAUCAGAACUAGAACCUAUGAGGACCGCUUUGUGAUUGGAAAAUAUAAAUUUCAAUAUUUUGUCUGAUCACAUAUUUAUUACAUACUUUUUUUUAGAACAAUAGUUUAAACCAAAAGAUGUUUAGAGUUGGCUGUGAAUUCAUGAGUAAGGAGCCGUCAUAUAUGGUUUCAGGGCUUUUUUUAGAGACACAAUGGGGCCGAAUAUGUGCCUCUUUCCCAAUUGGAUUUACAUGUAUUUCAUAUUAUGAUCAAAUUAACAAAAUAUAUAAUUAACUACUAAAAAAUGAUUGAUUUUAAUCCCAGAAUGAGAUAAAAGUUCAAUAUCCCAAAUCAGUUGAAAAAAAACCUUGAGUUGAAUGACACUUGCCACUGAAAUUUGUCGGUAAUGAAAGCCCUUAUCAGUAACUGGAAAAGUGAACAAAACUUGGGAAUGUUAAGAAAUAAUCAAAAAUCAAAAUUAUGAUUAAAAAAAUGGUGAAGUAU
Messenger RNA from Ylistrum balloti, 1256 nucleotides. Its product is annotated as transmembrane protein 169-like. The transcript has a single exon. The record is from RefSeq and is a predicted model, not a curated record. The coding region runs from base 89 to 808 and encodes 239 amino acids. Lineage: Eukaryota; Metazoa; Mollusca; Bivalvia; Pectinida; Pectinidae.